This is a messenger RNA of Drosophila eugracilis, 692 nucleotides long. RefSeq lists its product as uncharacterized. The record is from RefSeq and is a predicted model, not a curated record. The transcript has a single exon. The coding region runs from base 89 to 640 and encodes 183 amino acids. NCBI's taxonomy places the organism in Eukaryota, Metazoa, Arthropoda, Insecta, Diptera, Drosophilidae.
AGUCGUAUUCAUCUACCAGCUAUCAACAAAAAGUUAUACGUAAAUUUUUGGUUUAUCUUUGUAAAUUGAAUAUUUUUUAAACGAAAAAAUGGAAUCGUCUUACAUCAUUGCCAUGCUUAUUUCGAUAUUUUGUCAUUGCAUUGGCCUCUUCUACAAUCCUAUCGAAGCCAGCACAGAAUCAACAGUGUUUUUGAUCAUCGCCAUUAUAUUUCUGCAUAAAUUGAAGACGGUCUUUAGACCAAAUUUGACUUAUUCUCAAGGCGGUCCAUUCCUUGAGGUGGCGGUUCUUUGCCUGGCGAUGCAAGUGCUCCUAGUCGCCAUGUGGUUUCCCGUCUAUCAAACUCUGCAAUUCUUGGUGAACUUCAUUUGUGGUUAUCUGCAAGGUCUUUUGAGCGAUGAUCUCGCUUGGUUAAUGGAAAAAAUCAAUCAAUCGGCCGUGACAGUUGUUCUCCUGGCCAUGGAAUUUGCUGUGCUCCUCACUACCUUCCAGAUCAACGAUUUGCAACGAUUUUUCGGCUGCAAAGAAGACUGUCUCUCGGAGAGUGUCCUUUCUCUUGUGGAUAGGCAGGAGAUGUUAGCUCUACGCAGGGAGAAAAGACUCUUGCAGAAGGAGGGGUACUUUAAGCCUGCACGGAAAUAACAAGGAACAUUCUUUCUUAAUUUAAUCAAAUUUAUAAUCUACGCCAAAUGUA